CCGGGUCAAAGGGGCCUGGGCCGCCGGGUCCCCAGUGUCUGCCGCCCCUGCCGUCCCCCACGCCCGCCACUUCCGGGGCCGCCGUCCGGGCAUGGAGCCGCGAGCGUGAGGCGCCGCCGGCCCCGGGACGCCCUGCCCAGCCCGGCCGCCGCCCCGAGCCCCGGGUCCGUGUCCCACGGCCGAGCCGGCAUGGAGGCUUUCUCGACCCUUUAGAAGGCUGCUCUCCUGAGGUCGCCGAGUGGUUCAUGCGGAAGGUCAAGAAGCUGCGCCUGGACAACGAGAACACAGGAAGUUGGAGAAGUUACCGUGAGGCUUAAACGUAAUUCUCCACGCGAGGCCCAGGCGCUGGCUUCUCGCUGAACUCCGAGGGGGCCGAGAGGAUGGCUACCGGGACGCCCACGUCCGACCGGGGUGACGCGGUGGAGAUGGAGGACCCGGCGUGUCGCUUCCAGGUGCAGAAACACUCAUGGGAUGGGCUCCGCGACAUCAUCCAUGGCAGCCGCAAGAACUCAGGCCUGAUCGUCAACAAGGCCCCACACGACUUCCAGUUCGUGCAGAAGAGGGACGAGUCGGGCCCCCACUCGCACCGCCUCUACUACCUGGGGAUGCCCUACGGCAGCCGAGAGAACUCCCUGCUCUACUCUGAGAUUCCCAAGAAGGUCCGGAAGGAGGCCCUGCUCCUCCUGUCCUGGAAGCAGAUGCUGGAUCACUUCCAGGCCACGCCCCACCACGGGGUCUACUCGCGGGAGGAGGAGCUGCUGCGGGAGCGGAAGCGCCUGGGGGUCUUCGGCAUCACCUCGUACGACUUCCACAGCGACAGCGGCCUCUUCCUCUUCCAGGCCAGCAACAGCCUCUUCCACUGCCGGGAUGGGGGCAAAAACGGCUUUAUGGUGUCCCCCAUGAAGCCGCUGGAAAUCAAGACCCAGUGUUCGGGGCCCAGGAUGGACCCCAAGAUCUGCCGCGCCGACCCCGCCUUCUUCUCCUUCAUCAACAACAGCGACCUGUGGGUGGCCAACCUCGAGACGGGCGAGGAGCGGCGGCUGACCUUCUGCCACCGAGGGUUAUCCAGUGUCCUCGACGACCCCAAGUCUGCGGGCGUGGCGACCUUCGUCAUCCAGGAGGAGUUCGACCGCUUCACUGGCUACUGGUGGUGCCCCACGGCCUCCUGGGAGGGUCCCGAAGGCCACAAGACGCUGCGCAUCCUCUACGAGGAGGUGGAUGAGUCGGAGGUGGAGAUCAUACACGUGCCCUCCCCGGCUCUGGAGGAGAGGAAGACAGACUCCUACCGCUACCCCAGGACAGGCAGCAAGAAUCCCAAGAUUGCCUUGAAGCUGGCCGAGUUUCAGACGGACGGUCAGGGCAAGAUCAUCUCGACCCAGGAGAAGGAGCUGGUGCAGCCCUUCGGCACGCUGUUCCCAAAGGUGGAGUACAUCGCGAGGGCCGGCUGGACCCGCGACGGCAAAUAUGCCUGGGCCAUGUUCCUGGACCGGCCCCAGCAGCGACUCCAGCUGGUCCUCCUCCCCCCGGCCCUGUUCAUCCCCACCACCCAGGACGAGGAGCAGCGGGCGGCCUUCGCCAGAGCCGUGCCCAGGGACGUGCAGCCCUACGUGGUGUACGAGGAGGUCACCGACGUGUGGAUCAACGUUCACGACAUCUUCUAUCCCUUCCCCCAGUCAGAGGGAGAAGACGAGCUCUGCUUCCUCCGCGCCAACGAGUGCAAGACGGGCUUCUGCCACCUGUACAAGGUCACCGCCAUUCUCAAGCCCCACGGCUACGACUGGACCCAGCCCUUCAGCCCCGGGGAAGAUGAAUUUAAAUGCCCCAUCAAGGAGGAGGUCGCGCUGACCAGCGGUGAAUGGGAGGUGUUGGCGAGGCACGGCUCCAAGAUCUGGGUCAACGAGGAGACGAAGCUGGUGUACUUCCAGGGCACGAAGGACACGCCCCUGGAGCACCACCUCUACGUGGUCAGCUACGAGUCGGCUGGCGAGGUCGUGCGCCUCACCACGCCCGGCUUCUCCCACAGCUGCUCCAUGAGCCAGAACUUCGACAUGUUCGUCAGCCACUACAGCAGCGUGGGCACGCCGCCCUGCGUGCACGUCUACAAGCUUAGCGGGCCCGACGACGACCCUCUGCACAAGCAGCCCCGCUUCUGGGCCAGCAUGAUGGAGGCAGCCAGCUGCCCCCCGGAUUACGUGCCGCCGGAAAUCUUCCACUUCCACACGCGGGCCGACGUGCGUCUCUACGGCAUGAUCUACAAGCCGCACGCCGUGCAGCCGGGCAAGAAGCACCCCACCGUUCUCUUCGUGUAUGGAGGCCCCCAGGUGCAGCUGGUGAAUAACUCCUUCAAAGGAAUCAAGUAUCUGCGGCUCAACACGCUGGCGUCCCUGGGCUACGCCGUGGUGGUCAUCGACGGCCGGGGCUCGUGUCAGCGAGGGCUUCGCUUCGAGGGGGCCCUGAAAAACCAAAUGGGCCAGGUGGAGAUUGAGGACCAGGUGGAGGGCUUGCGGUUCGUGGCUGAGAAGUACGGCUUCAUCGACCUGAGCCGGGUCGCCAUCCACGGCUGGUCCUACGGGGGCUUCCUCUCGCUCAUGGGGCUCAUCCACAAGCCCCAGGUCUUCAAGGUGGCCAUUGCGGGCGCCCCGGUCACGGUCUGGAUGGCCUACGACACAGGGUACACGGAACGCUAUAUGGAUGUUCCGGAGAAAAACCAGGUCGGCUACGAGGCGGGGUCCGUGGCCCUGCACGUGGAGAAGCUGCCCAACGAGCCCAACCGCCUGCUCAUCCUGCACGGCUUCCUGGAUGAGAACGUGCACUUUUUCCACACAAACUUCCUCGUCUCCCAGCUGAUCCGAGCGGGAAAGCCUUACCAGCUCCAGAUCUACCCCAACGAGCGACACAGCAUCCGCUGCCCCGAGUCCGGCGAGCACUACGAAGUCACGCUGCUGCACUUUCUCCAGGAAUACCUCUGAGCCCCGCGGCCGCCGGCGCGUCCAGAGCACAAGUGGCUCCGCCGCCGCUGCCCCCGGGGGACCGAGUGGCCCGCCCCGCCGCGCCCAGGGGCGCCGCCUUCGCGCCCCCGCCUUCUCUCGGUUUUCGAUGCUCCUGGGUUCUUGCCUGUUGCUUCUCGGUCGCCGGGAGGAGAGACGAGGCCGCGCCCACGAGGCGCUUGUCAAGCCAUCCCCUCCUGUCCCCGUGUCGCCCGGGAGCAGGAGGUCAAGCCCGCGGCCACCGGAGAGGCCCGCCCCCGCGGCCCGGAGCAUGCGACCGCCUUUCUGCGC
Messenger RNA from Equus caballus (horse), 3278 nucleotides. RefSeq names its product dipeptidyl peptidase 9 (gene DPP9). NCBI's taxonomy places the organism in Eukaryota, Metazoa, Chordata, Mammalia, Perissodactyla, Equidae. The record is from RefSeq and is a predicted model, not a curated record. Gene Ontology annotation, biological process: proteolysis. Gene Ontology annotation, molecular function: serine-type peptidase activity; dipeptidyl-peptidase activity.